AUGCCCACAAGCCUGAUGGGAGGUAGGUUGGCAUGGAGCAACUACUCUGACUACUCCGGCGCCUUCAAGGCUCGCGGGCUGGGGAGGCGAGCAAGGAGUUCUCGGCCUCCAGCGAACAGUAAGUACGCUGCUGUUCCUCUCGAAACCGAGCAGAUGCUGACUGUUUGUCUCAGCUCUGCUUAUCUAGCCUCUCUACCACGCAAAGUGGGAGCUAUUGCAUACCUGAGAGCGGCCUACACCACUCCUGCUGUUUUGCUCUACAACGAUUCGAUACUACCUAUUGGAGUCCAGAAGGAGAACAGACUCUCUAGAAACGCCAAGAUCGCCAUUGCUGUGGUCGUGCCUAUAGUCACUAUAGUCUUGAUCGCCGCCCUGGUUGUUUUCUGCUUGAAGCGAAGGCGGCGCAAACGGGCGAACAUUGCAGAGGGCAGGAUCGAGCGCUCUAAAGAUUCGCAUGCCUCACUCGAGGUGCACCACGCCGUGACAGAAGAUCCUGCUUCUGAUGCCUUGCAUUCGAGUGGUCCCGCGGAACUUGGAAGUACUGGUCAAAACUAUCCACAUGAGCCGCAGGUAGAUCAGCCUUCCUACGCUUUCAAGCGGUCGAGCUUGAAGAUUCUGGCCGAGCUGAAAUUGGCCAUUCGACACGAGCGCCGGCAGAAGUGCCUGGAGUACUCCAACCUGGCUCUGGUCAGACGCGGAAAUGAAGAAGGUGCUGCUGGACUCGAGUUGGUGACAUCAGACUGUCGACAGAUACAUGCAAUCGGUUCCAUAUGCUUGUUCUCAACGGCUCGGCAGCAUCAGCACCACUUGUGCGCGCGUCUUGGACAUGGCUUCCGCCUCUGCCUUCGCCAUCUAAAUCCACCAACAAAGAUGUCGUCAGUAGCGACAAGCGCCGACUCGGCUACAAAAGAGGAGGAAAUAUUCGACAUCAUCCUCAUCGUCGGCGCAGAAAAUGAAAAGCUACGCGCCUCCUCAGCAGUGCUCAGCGCCAACUCGCCCGUCUUCGCCGCCAUGUUCGGCCCCAACUUUUCAGAAGGACAGCAGCUGCGAGACCCUAGCCGGAAAGAUCCCGUCCAGAUCAAGCUGCCCGAAGAUGAUGCUCAUGGAAUGCGCUUGCUCAAUGGCGUUUUGCACAAUGUGGGCAUGAUCCGCAGCGGAUGGUGCUAUGGCGGCUGGGAAACGCACAUAUCCGAGCUCGAGAAAUUCGCCGUACUCGCAGCAAAAUAUAUGUGUCAAGAUGCCGCAAGAUCUCGAGCGGGCGAAUGGAUCGAUGUUCAGAUCAAAAGACUUUUGGGACUGCUCGAUGCAGGUGCGAGUGCGAGUGUUGACUAUGAAUUUGUACAAGUCCUUAAAGCUAUCGAUCUCCUUGACGACCAUGUCCGCUUCGCCUACCUCUCGAACAAUCUUGGUCGUAGAGGCUGGUCUCUGGAUCAAGCGUUCGCUGACGCCCAGGAUGAUGCCCUCGCUCCGUAUAAGCUACGCGCGCAAAAAAAAAAACUAACCACGGCAGACCACUACGAGAGAAGCAAGGACACGGCAAUUCGAAAGCUCGGCGACAUGCUUGAUCAGAUCGGUGAGACCGUCUUACGCCACACCAUCCAAACGUACGGAGCCUCACCACCCGGUCGUCAUCGUGGUCUGCAAUGCAUCUCGACGAGAAAUCUGGCAUCAUGGCUACUAGAAGAGCUAGCCAAUGGGCAAUUAUGGCCGCCUGAAAAGCGUCCGGCCACUUUGCCAGCACUCUUGGAUAGGCUGCAAUGCUAUCGGACAAACAUCGUGUCUUGGCGAUGCUAUCAGGAUUUGUGGGGAUGUCUUCGUUGGAAUUUCCCCGGUAAAAGACUUUCUUGCACCUCACAAUCGGUCGUUAGUGAUACGCAUAAUGGAAUUAAGGAUGCUCAGGAUUUUGCUGAGAAGGUUUUUGUUGGAGUCUUGCAUGGCUGCUUUCGGGGUGGUUGUAAGGAUGAGCGCGGCUGUUGUCUAAUGGCGCUGAUGGGAGACGUGUUGAUGGGGUUUGAUGCAGAUGAGAGCACGAAUUACUGCGAUGUAGCAGAAUACCAUGUAUCAGAGAGAUGGAAUCAUUGUACUGCACCUCAAUCAAGACUUAUAACGUACGCUGUCUACGUGUCCUACCUACAUCUCCGCAGACAUCACGUCCACGAGGUCUGCAAACCUCAAAAACCUCCCCAUGAUGGGGCAAUCAUCUCGCGACAAUCUAUAAGUAUCCUCCUCUCCGCUCCAAAAGCGGCCAUGAGUUAUAAAGAUAUCUUCAUCACGGGCAUGACCAUAUCUGUAUGUACUAUUAAUGUGAUUGAUUAG
Pseudocercospora fijiensis CIRAD86 is the source of this 2316-nucleotide messenger RNA. RefSeq lists its product as uncharacterized. Bases 1 to 2316 code for a protein of 771 amino acids. The record is from RefSeq and is a predicted model, not a curated record. The transcript is spliced from 12 exons. Lineage: Eukaryota; Fungi; Ascomycota; Dothideomycetes; Mycosphaerellales; Mycosphaerellaceae. Gene Ontology annotation, molecular function: protein binding.